AUGCUUGGGGAACCUGAGGAGUCUGAGCGCCUGCGGCAGGCGCCCCUCGGCUGCAGGGCCGGGCAAGAGCAGCUGCAAGGGGGAAGCGGNGGUGGGGUCCCGCCUGGGGGCCUCAGGGUGACUGCUCUCCCUUCCCUCGCAGGGGCCAAGCCGGUGCAGGAGGAGGGAGACCCCUACGCCGAGCUGCCGGCCACGCCCUACUGGCCGUUCUCCACGUCUGACUUCUGGAACUACGUGCAGCACUUCCAGGCCCUGGGAGCCUACCCCCAGCUGGAAGACAUGGCCCGCACCUUCUUCGCCCACUUCCCCCUGGGGUCCACCCUGGGCUUCCACGUCCCCUACAGGGAGGAGUGA
This is a messenger RNA of Odocoileus virginianus texanus, 354 nucleotides long. The record is from RefSeq and is a predicted model, not a curated record. Lineage: Eukaryota; Metazoa; Chordata; Mammalia; Artiodactyla; Cervidae.